Limanda limanda (common dab) is the source of this 3377-nucleotide messenger RNA. RefSeq names its product myocardin-related transcription factor A-like. Gene Ontology annotation, biological process: smooth muscle cell differentiation. NCBI's taxonomy places the organism in Eukaryota, Metazoa, Chordata, Actinopteri, Pleuronectiformes, Pleuronectidae. The coding region runs from base 60 to 3377 and encodes 1105 amino acids. The record is from RefSeq and is a predicted model, not a curated record. The transcript is spliced from 17 exons.
UUCUCCAGCUGAAGCUGCAACAGAGGAGGACGAGAGCAGAUCUGAUCAACCAGGGAAUCAUGCCACCACUGAAAAGUUCAGCGGCCUUCCAUGAACAGAGAAGGAGCUUGGAACGAGCACGGACUGAGGACUAUCUCAAGAGGAAGAUCAGGAGUCGACCGGAGCGAACAGAACUGAUCAGGAUGCACAUCUUGGAGGAGACGUCAGCGGAGCCGUCGCUGCAGGUGAAGCAGCUGCAGCUGAAGAGAGCUCGCCUCGCCGACGACUUGAACGAUAAGAUCUCCCAUCGGCCGGGGCCCAUGGAGCUGAUUCACAAAAACAUCCUGCCUUUUCACUCCAUCAUUAAACAGGCCAUAGCGACACAGUUUCCAAAGGCUGCAGGUGAUAACUCAUCCUGUGACGUGGACAGCAGUGACAGUCUGUCCCCUGAACAGCCAGUAGGACAGGAGUCGCCUGCGGCCGUGGGACCCCCGCCCUCUCCACCAGACACUGAGAGCUGCAGCCCCUCUCCCACACAGGACCGUACUUCAGCCCCUCGUCUACCUCUGCUCUCUGGACACCGACCCUCACUGAAGCUGACAUCAUCUGCCCAGAGGAUGGGUGUGGCCUCUCUCAUCAGGACUAAACCAAACUCUGACCGCUCCGCCCAGAGACACAAGAAACCAAAGGACAACCAGCCAAAGAUAAAGAAGUUAAAGUAUCAUCAGUACGUGCCUCCUGACCAGAAGGGAGAAAAAGAGCCUCCUCCUCUGCUGGACUCGUCUUAUGCGAAGAUCCUGCAGCAGCAGCAGCUUUUCCUGCAUCUCCAGAUCCUCACUCAGCAGCAGCAGCACUACAACUACCAGGCCAUCCUGCCGGCACCACCCAAACCUCAGAAAAAUCUGUCUUCCUCCUCCAACUCCAGGACCACCUCCUCCCCGUCGCCGCCUCUCGCUGCCCCCCCGGCUGCCCCCUCUGUCCAGGGCCGUUACGGCUCUCAGAGUUCAGCUCCUUUAGAUGGGACACAAGCAGGGUCUCUACCUCCAAACCUGGAUGAGAUGAAGGUCGUGGAGCUGAAGUCCCAGCUGAAGCUGCGCAGCUUGCCAGUCUCCGGCACCAAACCAGGCCUCAUCGAGAGGCUGAAGGCCUACCAGGAGCUGAACGGAGGCAGUGGCACCACCCCCUCUCCAACAGCAGGGGGUAACACAGGGCCGGGGGCGGAAGGAGCAGGAAGAUCCUCCCAUCCUGCUGCAGCCGACAGCUCAGCACAGCAGCAACAGAUCCAGUGCUGCCGGGCUUCCUCCCUCACGAGUCAGCGAGGUAACACCUCCUCUCCCCCUGCAGCCGCUCCUCAGCAGCUUGUGACCUCCAGUGGUUCGGUGUCACCACCACCCCCCCCACCCGUCUCCAUCAGCCUCUCUGACCAGCCGCCAGCCACCAGCAGUCCAGAGGAGUCCAGCGGCAGCAGUGAUGCUUUGGAGGAAAUGAUGAUGUCCCCUCUCUCCCAGUCGGGUCUUCAGUCAUCUUCAGCUCCUCAGCUUCCAAAGGCUAUUAAACAAGAGUUCCCAUUUUCCGUCCCAGCUCCGUGUCAGUUCUCUCUAAAGCCAGCAUCUCUGCAGAAACAUCGCCUGCUCCCAUCAGCUGUCCCCACAGCUCCAGUACGGACUCUGGACAAAGACCAGAUGCUGAAGGAGAAAGACCAGCAGAUAGAGGAGUUGACCAGGAUGCUGAGGCAGACGCAGAGGCUGGUGGAGUUUCUGAGGAUGCAGCUGCAGCAUGCGAACCGAGGAGCGCAGGGUUCUGAGCCUGUGGUUCUUUUAAGAGUAAAACAAGAACCUCCUGAUAAGCCCGGUGUCCCCCUCACGUCUGUCCAUCCUCCAUUCCCCCCUCCCACAUCAUCUGUUUCCUGUGACACUAAAGUCACAGUCAAACAGGAAGCACCUGAGACGGAGGAAGUGCAAUCCCUAGACUCCCGUGGAUCUUACUUGCAAGCUCAGGAAGCACAGGAGAAAACUCAGCUGCACAUGGAUGAACAGAACAAACAGGAGCAUGGUGCUUGUCUGCAGCAGAACGCUCUGCAGCUGGCCCAGCGGCACGUCGUGCACAGACUCCUGCUGCAGCAGCAAAACAUCCACAACCGUAACCAGGCGCUGGAGAAUCAACAGAAACUCUCUCUGCAGAAAAAGAAGAAAUCUCACAAACAGCAGCAGAAGCUAAAUCAACAGACUCUAGUGAAACAACAACUGAAGCCGCUGUUUCAGCAGCAGCAGCAGCAAACAAAACAGCCACAGCAAAUCCAGAUACACUCCAAGAUACACUUGAAGCAACAACAGGUGAUUAUACAAAAGAAACAACAGGUGCAGCAGCAGCCUCCACAGGUGUCUCAGGAGCACGUGAAGGAGCAGCCAGGAUCGGCCCUCUCUCUCCCGACCUGGUCAGACUCCACCGCGGCCCUGGUCACCGACGGGGAAGGAAACCACUUCCUGAUCGCACUGAGCAAUCGCAUCACUGACAAACCCGAGGCAAAAGUGACCAAUCACAUCACUCUCCAGGUAGAGAGCAGAGGACCUCAUGUGUCAGGGGACCGACCACAGCAGGGGGCCGCUCAGUGUGUGUCUGCCCCCCCCAGUGUUCAGCCUCUCCUCCAGAACCAGGAGGCCGCUCCCUCGGGGGAAAACCUCCCAUCACCUUCCUCUCACACUCUCAGCUCCAGUCUGGAUGUUUUAUUUAAUCGUCUGUCUCCAGCUCCUGCUCUGACGGCCGCCCCCUCGCCUGAUAACAAACCUACAGAGCAUGAAGAUGAUUUUAUCGACAUCAUCUUGCAGACAGGAGAGAAGUCGACCUCCUUCAACACAGCAUCAGACUCGACCCUGGACCGUCUCAGUCCAAACUCCCCAGCCUCCUCCCCCUCUCCCUCUGCCUCCCCAUUCCAGCUGAUGCUAUCUCCCCCCGUCGCACCCAGCUGUGACACCCCCCCGCCCUCCGUCUCAGCGGGCUCCGAGCUUCAGACUCUGGUCGACGCCGCAGGAGAGGAGCCGCACUUCGGUAGCACCGGGGGCGGACGCCUGGAGGACUUCCUGGAGAGCACCACGGGCAGGCCUCUCCUGGGGGUGGAGCCUGGAGGCCUGCUGACGCUGAUCGACGACCUCCACAGCCAAAUGCUGUGCACCCCCAGCAUCCUGGACCACCCCCCGUCUCCCAUGGACACCUUCGACAUGGCCCACGAGGAGGAGCGCGGCCUGGACAGCAUGGAUUGGUUGGAUCUCACGAUGGGAGUAGAGACGGGGGAGGAGAGCACCCCGCUCGCCCCGCUCGGCCCCCACACCCCCCCUAGUAUCUUCUCCACAGACUUCCUGGACAGUUGUGACCUGCAGAUACACUGGGACUCCUGCCUGUAG